Molecule: messenger RNA, 2060 nt
Organism: Cottoperca gobio
Lineage: Eukaryota; Metazoa; Chordata; Actinopteri; Perciformes; Bovichtidae
Product: ADP-ribosylation factor 4-like
Exons: 6
Coding region: 145-687 (180 amino acids)
Molecular function (GO): GTPase activity; GTP binding
Source: RefSeq, a predicted model, not a curated record
GACGUCGUAGAUUCCACGUUGGCCCGGACGUGGCAGUCGACAGUUAGGAGUCCUCCAGCCGAUCAGAGUAAAACUAUCACACAUCGCUGCUGUUGUGACUUAUAUCAGUUCUUCUUUCAUAGAUUCAAACAUCAUCAGCCAGUUAUGGGGCUCACCAUCUCUUCACUCUUCGAUCGGUUUUUUGGUAAAAAACAAAUGAGGAUUUUGAUGGUUGGCCUUGAUGCUGCCGGAAAAACAACUAUCUUGUACAAGUUGAAGCUUGGUGAAAUUGUGACCACCAUCCCAACCAUUGGUUUCAAUGUGGAGACGGUAGAAUAUAGAAAUAUCAGCUUCACUGUAUGGGAUGUGGGUGGCCAGGACAAGAUCAGACCCCUCUGGAGACAUUACUUCCAGAACACACAGGGCCUCAUCUUUGUGGUGGACAGCAAUGACAGAGAAAGAGUGGCAGAGUCUUCAGAGGAGCUCCAGAAGAUGUUGACGGAGGACGAGUUGAAAGACGCUGUUUUGCUGGUGUUUGCUAACAAACAGGACCUUCCCAAUGCCUUACCAGUCAGCGAACUCACAGAAAAACUCGGCCUACAAGCCCUCCGCAACAAAAAUUGGCACAUUCAGUCAACCUGCGCCACCCAGGGCAGUGGGCUGUAUGAAGGACUUAACUGGCUAUCUGAGGCGUUGACCAAGAACUAAAGAAGGAUGGGCUGCAGGGGGAGAGAGAGAGAGAGAGAGAGAGAGAGAGAGAGAGAGACUGAACACAACAGGACAGGACAGGACAGGAGAGAAGGCACAGACAUUCAAUCCAGAAACAUUUGGUCUUCCAGCACCAAUGUUCACAAAAAGGACAAGGCUGGUGGACGACAUAUAAUCAUUUUUGGAAUUUUUUUUAAUCACGUUUUUUUUCUCUCUUUUUAUUAUCAAUGAUAUUACAAUUAUAUCUCUUGACAUAGUAUCUAUUUUUCUCCUUUUUGUCCCAAACUCUUAAAUGGCAAUAUGUUGUAAUUACAUAUUCAGUUGCAUGACGAGCCUGUUCCAGAAAUUUCAUGGAAACAACGAAUAGUGUAAUGGGAGUUGUUUUUCCACUUAAAACCUUGGCUCUUAGUCAUCAUUUGCGGUAAUCAACCACUUGUAUAAUUGUUGGACUUAAUUAUAGCCAAUGUCAAGCCUAGGUUGGGGGUAUGAUAAUAUAACUAUAGCUUCGGUGAAGGACGACUUGUAGGCGGCCUCAGGCUGUUCAUCUCCGCAACCCCUCGUGGAUAUUUGACUCCCUCGCAGACCUGAUCCUUCGCUCUUCACGGUUAUGUCUCGUGCCAACUUGUUUCUGUAAGGGCAUAUAGCCCGUAGAAUGAGAUGGAAGAGGAUUGCAGCAAUUUCACAUCUAGAUUUUGUAGGUAGUGUGGAACCAUGUGGCCUAUGAGUAAAUGGAUCCAAAAAAAGGAACAUUGUGCCUUCCUGUCCCUCUUAACACAAAUCUGAGUAAUCCUUUCCAUAUCUCAUAAGAUGCUUUAGUGACUUUUUUGCUUUUGAAACACAAAAUAAUGUAUUAAGACACUUCCUUUUGUUCUGCAAUGUACGCUGAGGUGCAGCAGAACCACACCAUUGUGAGUGCAUAUUGCGUCUUUACAACUGGACUUCACUAUCAACCAGGAUUUCAUCCUGUUAGUCCGCACUCCUCUUCCUUUUUUUUUUUUUUUUUUUAAAAAGCCACCAUGGAAAAAAAGGCUUUAAUUAAAAAUGUCAGUUCUUCUAUCCACUCUAACAUAAAAUCUCUUUUACUCUAAAAAGAGGAAGGAAGCGUGUUUUCAGUGUUGACACAUGGCCAAUGUUGUGUGACACAGUAAAGUAGCAUGUUUUUUGUUGUUUGAGUUUGUUGUACUGUCUGAAGGCAAAUACUGUAUUAUAUUCUUAAUUGUUCUACCCCUCUAACACAAAAACAUACCUGGCCAUCAGUUUAUUUUUGUGUAUACAUUCCAACCUAUGCUUGCAGAUGCUAGAGCUGCCACUCUUAAAAUUAUUGGCAAAAAAUAUUUUACAAAAAAGCUCUGAAUAAAGACGAUGCAAACAAG